Messenger RNA from Colletotrichum lupini, 1245 nucleotides. RefSeq lists its product as uncharacterized. The record is from RefSeq and is a predicted model, not a curated record. The transcript is spliced from 4 exons. Lineage: Eukaryota; Fungi; Ascomycota; Sordariomycetes; Glomerellales; Glomerellaceae. The coding region runs from base 1 to 1245 and encodes 414 amino acids.
AUGUCAGGGGAGCUUGGUCGGCUUCAGUUGACCUACGAAGCAGUCGAUUGUCUCAAGAGCCCCUAUCUUAACACGCACCAUCUUCAGUUACAACCGACCAUGAAGCAAACAAAAGCUUGUCUGCUGGCUGCUGUAGCCGUUUCGGCAUCUACCUGCUCUGCCGAGACCAGCACCGGAGAUCGUGUCAUCCAGCUUGGCAGAGACUUAUAUAAUGGCACAACUAAGGUCCAGUUCACCACAGAAGCUCUCGGUGAAGCAGACUUCUUCAAGAUCGACCCGGGCCCGAACUCAACUACCUUUGACUCAUGGUACUUUGACGCGAUGAACCCUUCGACCAACGAGACCGUCGUCUUCAACUUUGAGAUCCAGAGACCGACCGAUAACGGCGCAGAUGUAGGCAUCACACAGUACCACGUAUCCCUGUUCGGAUCCUUCGCGAACGGAACGGCCUUCAGCUACGGAGUCAACUCCGAGUACGCCAACAUCACCGAGCGGGCGGACAAGAGCAUGCGCGUCGACUUUUUCGGCGGCAGCGAGGUCAGCUGGUCGGGCUCGAGCUUGCUGCAGCCGAGGCCGGUCUAUAAUGUGACCAUCAACUCUCCCGAGACUGGCAUCUAUGGAAGUCUUAUCUUGCGAGGCAACACCGUCGCCCCUCACUACACCUGCGGCACCGACGCAGCUGGCGUAAAUGAGAAAAACGUCGAAGGCGUAGCCUGGGCCAACGCCCUCCCCGACGCCGAAGCAACAGUCGAUCUCAACCUCGGCGACACGGCAAUGUCCUUCUCCGGCUACGGCUACCACGACAAGACCUGGGUCGACCGUCCCUUCCAGGAAGCGAUUCAAGCCGCCUUCUGGGGCCAUGCCCGUCUGGGUCCAUAUGCCGUCGUCUGGUGGCACUCGCACGCACAGGACGGCACCGAGAUCAGCUCCGAGUACCUCGCGACCUACGCGGACGGCCACGUGAUUGCGUCGCGAUGUGUGGACCGCGUGAAUAACACGCUGGGAUGGGGUGAGGGGCAGAUUUGGCCACUUGUGCCUGGGACGCCAGCGCCUGCUGGGAUGAUUAUGCGGUGGGACUUGGGGGAUGCUGGGGUCUUUGUGGCGAAUAUUACAAGUAAGGAUAUCUUUGUCACGAUUCCUUUUUGGCAGGCUGGGAGAGGGCCUGUUUCUGGGGGUUUUGUCGGUGGGGAGCAGUACACCGAUGAGACUGGGUUGUGGUCUCUCAACCAGCUUCCCAAGUUGUAG